This is a messenger RNA of Anopheles cruzii, 752 nucleotides long. Its product is annotated as transmembrane protein 70 homolog, mitochondrial. The record is from RefSeq and is a predicted model, not a curated record. The transcript is spliced from 2 exons. The coding region runs from base 50 to 742 and encodes 230 amino acids. Lineage: Eukaryota; Metazoa; Arthropoda; Insecta; Diptera; Culicidae. Gene Ontology annotation, cellular component: mitochondrial membrane. Gene Ontology annotation, biological process: mitochondrial proton-transporting ATP synthase complex assembly.
UCGUAGUGCCGGUCCAAAAGAUUUUAAGUUUCUGGGGAAAGUAGAAAGAAUGUUUUCGUUACGAUUAAUUGGUUCGCGAUGUAUAUCUACAACCCGCGUUUAUCCGUCUGUAACCUCUCUAAAAAAACACGCUUAUAAAAGUCGGCAGGUCGUUAGUGAACCACAAUUGCUCCACAGCAUCAGUAUUCGCGCACUUUGUACAGCCGGAAACUCUGGAAGCAAUGAAACAGAUACUCGAGUGUACUACGGAACGCUGACACCUCAGAUACGAGCUGUAAAGGUGUUUUCUUUGGCCACUAGCAUAGGUGGCAUAUUGGCACAGCCGAUUUUACUUGAGCAAGCCAGCAAAAUUGGUGGCAUGCCAAUGAUAGUAGCGGUAUGCGGAUUUGCUGGUUUCUUCACCUUCAUAACGCCGAUUUUAUUGCACUUGGUUACAAAGCGAUAUGUCACAGAACUAAACUACGACCCAAGGAAACAAGAGUAUGCUGCCGUAACGAUAACUUUUUUCCUUCGACGAGAAAUGACUCACUUCAAAGUAGAAGACGUCGUGGUACCGGAAAUGGGUGGACUAUUUACCACGUUCAUCGUGAAGAAUAAGGCCAUGUUUGUCGAUCCACAGAUGUUUCCAGAUCCGACGCACUACAUCAAAAUUAUGGGCUAUGAUAAACCCAUCGAUUUUAAGUUCGAUGAAGCUCGUCGGUUAGAAAGCAUCGAGGAAGAGAACCCCAAAAAGAACCGAUAAUUGAUAUUGA